AUGCUACUAAAAGUUUGUUGCCAACCGCCAAUAAAAAAAAAAAACAAGAAGAAGAAAAAGUCUCCACCUCCACUCAUUCGGUGCCUCUCCCUGGUUUCGGUUCUGUCAAAGUGUUUCUUGGUCCAAGGAAGAAAACAUUUGCGUCAGCGACGCCACGUUGGUGGCGGAGAAACGUCGCAUGGAACUAAACUGAGGUUCGGACGGGUGGAUCGAACCAACAAGGACAUGGGUCCUUUGCUGACUGGGUCACUUUGGGCGCUGCUGUCAGCCGUCUUCGUCCAGUUUGUCUCUGCAGACCAGAGAAACAUCAUAGCUGAAGCUGGACAGAACAUCAUUCUGCCAUGUAGAGCUGAUACCAGCUGGACCAUCAUACUUGUAGAGUGGAUCAGAACUGAUCUGAGAGAAGGAGAAUAUGUUUUUCGCUACAGAAAUAAAGUGAUUGAUUCAGAAAACCAGCAUCCAUCUUUUAGGAACCGGCUGGUUCUGCAGGACAAUGAGAUGAAGGAUGGAGACUUGUCUUUGGUUCUGAAGAACACGAUGACUGAUGACAGAGGAACAUACAAGUGUCAAUUUGCGACUGAAACACAUCGUGAGAAGAAACUCCUCAGCAGCGUUUACCUGGAUGUAGUUCCUCCUCCUCCAGAACCGUUUCCAUCCUGGGCCAUAGCUCUCCUGGUUCUCCUGGUUCUGGUUCUAAUUGUUGCUGCUGGUCUUUUAUAUCAUUUUCGGCACUAUUUCAUGUCAGUCCAACAGGUGGAGGUGGAUUCAGGGGUGGAGUCGGUCCUGCUGCCCUGCAGAACCACAGUUCGCCUGCCUGGAGAUGCUACAGUGGAGUGGAAGGACAGUAGAAACAGGAAGGUCCAUGUGUAUGAGAACGGUUCUGAUCAGCCUAAAGAACAGCACCAGUUCUACAGAACCAGAACCAAGAUGAAUAAAUACCUGCUGGUAACUAAAGACCUCAGUCUGACUCUGAAACAUCCCACAGAUGAAGACAGUAACAUCUACACCUGCAUCGUCUCCAGCAGGGAGGGAAACAUCCUGAUGAAGAAUAGAGUUCAUCUCCAGGUCAAAGUCCAACAGGUGGAGGUGGAUUCAGGGGUGGAGUCGGUCCUGCUGCCCUGCAGAACCACAGUUCACCUGCCUGAAGAUGCUACAGUGGAGUGGUGGGAUUGUGAUGGUGAUAAAGUGCAUGUGUAUGAGAACGGUUCUGAUCAUUCUGAACAACAGAACCAGUUCUACAGAACCAGAACCAAGAUGAAUGAAGACCUGCUGGUAACUAAAGACCUCAGUCUGACUCUGAAACAUCCCACAGAUGAAGACAGUAACAUCUACACCUGCAUCGUCUCCAGCAGGGAGGGAAACAUCCUGAUGAAGAAUAGAGUUCAUUUCCAGGUCAAAGUCCAACAGGUGGAGGUGGAUUCAGGGGUGGAGUCGGUCCUGCUGCCCUGCAGAACCACAGUUCACCUGCCUGAAGAUGCUACAGUGGAGUGGAGGGACAGAUACAACAGGAAGGUCCAUGUGUAUGAGAACGGUUCUGAUCAUCCUGAAGAACAGGACCAGUUCUACAGAACCAGAACCAAGAUGAAUGAAGACCUGCUGAGAACUGGAGACCUCAGUCUGACUCUGAAACAUCCCACAGAUGGAAACAGCGACAUCUACACCUGCAUCGUCUCCAGCAGGGAGGGAAACAUCUUGAUGAAGAAACAAGUUGAUCUCCAGGUCAAAGUCCAACAGGUGGAGGUGGAUUCAGGGGUGGAGUCAGUCCUGCUGCCCUGCAGAACCACAGUUCACCUGCCUAAAGAUGCUACAGUGGAGUGGAGGGACAGAUACAACAUUAAGGUGCAUGUGUAUGAGAACGGUUCUGAUCAUCCUGAAGAACAGAACCAGUUCUACAGAACCAGAACCAAGAUGAAUGAAGACCUGCUGAGAACUAAAGACCUCAGUCUGACUCUGAAACAUCCCACAGAUGAAGACAGUGACAUUUACACCUGCAUCGUCUCCAGCAGGGAGGGAAACAUCCUGUUGAAGAAACAAGUUGAUCUCCAGGUCAAAGUCUGUCAGGUGGAGGUGGAGGAGGGGGCGGAGUCUGUCCUGCUGCCGUUCAGAACAACACCUGAGCUGCCAGAAGAUGCUAAAGUGGAGUGGAUGGAAAUCAGAGACAGGAGGGUCCAUGUGUAUAAGAAUGGUUCUGAUCAGCUUGACAAACAGGACCAGUUCUACAGAAACAGAACCAAGAUGAAUGAAGAACUGCUGAAAACUGGAGACCUCAGUCUGGUUCUGAGACGUCCCACAGAUGGAGACAGUGGAGAGUACAGAUGUAGAGUCUCCAGCGAGAACAUCUGGAGACGGAAAACAGUUCAUCUCAUAGUCAAAGCAGCAACAGUUCCGGUCCAGAACCAACCAGAGGACAUCAGGACCAGAAGCAGCUCCACUGAUCCGACUCCUCUGAUGGCUGAACAUCAAGUCUGAUCAGUUUGUUGAUCCAUCUUUGAUUACUGAUCCAAUCUGACUUUGGAUCAGAGAGAAGAUCUCAGUGAAGGUUCUGAUGGAUCAUCAGAGGAACCUUGAUCCAGUCUGCAGACUCUAUUGAUCAGUAUUGAUUAUAGAGAACUUGAAGCCUUUUCAGGUAGAAGAAUCGGACUCAACCUGGGUGUAAAUAAGUCAGGUGGAUGUUUUUAGUUAAAGAUCAGAACCAGUUUAGGUUCUAAGAGGUCCAAUCCAGCAGUUGUUCUCAAAUUGAAUGUAUGAAGGUAACUGGAUCAUUUCUGCUGCCUGUGUCUGAGCUGGAGAACCAUUUUAUGAGGACUGGUUGUGGUUUUAAAUGGACCAGUGAGUACUGGUGUCUUUCUGGAGAUGAUUGUGAAGACUUUGAUGGAGUCGGUCAGAGAAAUAAUUCCCUGCUGAUCCUGUGAGGUCUUCUCCUUAAACACCUCCACACAGUCUGGUUCUGGUGUUCUGGUGGUUCUGGUAAAUGCACGUUGCAGCGUUUCUCUGCUCGGAUCAGAACCUGGAGGGAAACUGAUGAAGUCAUUAAUAAAGUCCAGUGAGACGUCCUGGAUCAGUGUUCUGGUUCCCGACAGGUCCGAUGCUUUGACUUUCUGCAGAACCUGAACCUCAUCCAUGGAUUGGGUUUAGAUCAGCUGUGGAGCUACGCUCACUGGCCACUUUAUUAGGGACCCCUGUUGAUUGGCUCGUUAACACAGUGAAGUGAAAUGAAUUAUGAUAGAAAUGAAGAACCACCCAGAACCCUCUGUCCAGAUGUUCUUCUGACAUCAUCAUUGAUCUCAAGGCCGUCCCUGGCAAGGCACAUUCAUCCUAGGCAGCUUUCGAUGAGCUCAUUUCAUCUUCAGUGUCAACUACCAUGAGUCCAUCUACAACCUCCAUACGUUCAUCCAAACCACAGUUUUCAACAUUGAUGUGGGAAGAAAAGUCCCAGAGUCUGGGAGCUAAGAGCUAAACUGAGUUUAAACUCUAGAAGAGAAACUAUUUAUUACAUUUAAACAAGGCAUGGCUGCCUGGUUAGGAUUUACAUCUAAAACCAACCUGUAGAAACAUCUCAUUAACAGUCUAGUUGGAAGCUUGGAGCAGGUUUGGUUCUGGUGGUUCUGCUCAGAUAUUUGUUUUCCUGUUUAUUUGGGAGCGGCAGGUCAUACUUGGGAUCUGACUGACCUUUGACCUUUCUAUCCAGCUUACAGCUGAGUCUCCUAGAAACAUCAGACCAGCUGUGGAGAUGAUGGGGUGACAUUAAUUAUGCAUCAUUAAUAAAUAUUAAUAAUUAUGCAGAUUUUUAUGUUUUUGGGAAAUAAAAAUCCUUCUUCAGACUCAUUAAUAUUUACUGAGUCUGAUUUAAUUAUUAAUGUUUUACUAUAGUUUAUCAACACUACAGGCUGAGGUCAGUAUUAAGUUCCAGUGGUACCAAAGUGGGUCCAACAGGCCCGGGUCAGAGCUUCAUGUCUGAUGUUCUGAUUAAACUAGAAUUUUAUUGUUUGGAUCUAUGAGUAAAAACCUAAAUAUUUAAAUCAGAGUAAAACUGGGAACUCUUUAUGACCUUAAAUCAACUUUAGAUCUUCUCCAGGUUGGUCGAUUGAUCAGAGGUAAAACCCACUGAUGGCUGAGCUGGGACCCAUCAGGUAGCUCUAUUUGUUAUAAAUAUACAAACACUGAAUUUAUUUUAAUUAAUCAACAUAACCUGCAGUUUAUGACAUUUUGUUGGUUUGUUCAUUCAAAGCAUUUCUAGAUAAAACAUUAAAACAAGCUAAAGCUAACUGCUUUGGUUUAACACUGA
Molecule: messenger RNA, 4285 nt
Organism: Girardinichthys multiradiatus
Lineage: Eukaryota; Metazoa; Chordata; Actinopteri; Cyprinodontiformes; Goodeidae
Exons: 11
Coding region: 1-2469 (822 amino acids)
Biological process (GO): T cell costimulation; negative regulation of T cell proliferation; immune response
Cellular component (GO): external side of plasma membrane
Source: RefSeq, a predicted model, not a curated record